Molecule: messenger RNA, 1587 nt
Organism: Lactuca saligna
Lineage: Eukaryota; Viridiplantae; Streptophyta; Magnoliopsida; Asterales; Asteraceae
Source: the annotation of a GenBank genome assembly
AGAACCACACGUUGCAUUUCAUGAUUCUUUAUUUCUUGAUUCAUUAUUUGAGUCCUCCAUCAAUGUUUCUUUCUUGUAUCACGAACCUUGUCCCUUCUGUUUCUGUAUUUGACAACACUUUAUCAAUCAAUCAAUUAAAUUAUUUUUUCAUUAUACAAGUUCUUCGGAAGCUCCAAUAUUAUUCAAUCAUGGGGCCACAAAUCACAAAUGGUCCCAACAAUUACGUGAAUCUGGACUACAUUUUUCAGAUAUGUUAUCUUCUUCGAUCCAGCAGAGUGUGAUGCUUCCAAGAUGGAGAAGUUGGUGGAAGUGUCGGACCAGGUGGUAUGCAUCGACUUCGUGCUCGGAACCAAAUGCAGAGCCACCGUCCGCCUCAGAUCUCUCAGCGCUACCACCUCAAUCGCCUUCAAAAUCCAAACCUCAUCUCCUCACAAGUUCCUGGUCAAUCCACCGAGUGGACUCAUCUCUCCUCUCUCUCAAUCCACCUUCCAGAUAAUCCUCAGACCGCAACCGAAAAUUCCUUCUACUUUCCCUCGCUCCGCCUCCGACCGCUUCCUCAUCCGCACCUCCUUAGCCGGAUCCUCCGUGUCGACCAACCCGGACACCAUCACCUCCUGGACGCAUGACAUUAAACUGAAAGUCGCCUUCGUCGGUCCGUUCCUGCUCCGGCAUGCGGUGAAUAUCGGUGAUUGCGACGCUGUGAGGAGUAUGUUAAAGUUUCAGAGGACGAUUUUAGCCGAGUUAUCGACUCGUGAGGCUGAAUCGCUCCACCGUGUGGCUGUCAGGUUGGAUAAUUCUGUUGAGAUGGUGAGUUUGCUACUGGAGGCCGGGUUGAAAAUUGAGUCAACAACUCGGAUUUUAGAAGACGUGGAAGAAUCUAAAUGGACGGAGAAAGGGUGGUCGGAAUUACACGUGGCGGCGGCGUUUGAUCGGACAGAUGAGGUUUCGAGAUUGAUUAAAAUGGGAAACCGUUGGGCGUUGGAUUGCAAAGAUAGAGAAGGAAAGACACCGUUGUAUUUAGCGGCAAGCAAAGGGUAUGAGAAGUGUGUUAAACUGUUGGCGGGUGCAGGUGCUACCGUGGACGCUAAACGUAUCGAUGGUUGGACGGCGUUGUACAGAGCAGCAGCGAAAGGUGACCGUCGGAUGGUAAAAGUGUUGAUUGAACUUGGUGCAGAUCCAUCGAUCGUCGCCGAUAAUCGGAAUCGUUCCGCCAUUGAUGUCGCCCGAGAUGAGGGACAUAAAGAAGUGGUUGAAACCCCUAGAACGAGGGGAAGAGAUGCGAGUGUGGAUUUUCGAGAUCAGUACGGUUUGACUGCGAUUCACAUGGCAUCCAUUAAAGGCUACAAAGAUGUGGUGAUGUUGCUGGUUGAGUUUGGUUCUGAUCUGGAAUGCACGGAUGCGGAAGGGCGGACGCCGCUGCAUAUGGCGGUGGUUGGCGGCGACAAAGAUACGGUGGAGGUGCUGGUAAUCAGAGGAGCAAACGUUAAUGCCAAGUGUAAUAGAGAUGUAACGCCUUUACAAGUUGCUGAAGCAAUGGGGAAUGAAAUUCUAACACAGUGUCUCCUUCUCCAUCAAGCUACUUGUUGA